AUGAACAGUACUAGUAGUGAGAAGACCGUGGAAAAACUGCGCAGUGUGUUUGCGGCAUACGGGCUACCGGAAGAGGUAGUGACCGAUAAUAGGCCUCAAUUCACAUCAGCAGAUUUCGAACUCUUUUUGAGUAGGAAUGGCAUCCUACACAGCAAGUCUCCGCCCUACCAUCCCGCCUCCAAUGGCAGCGCGGAACGCUGCGUACAAGCCGUGAAAAAGGCUUUGUUUAAACAAGUGCUGGACGAGCAGAGAAGCGGCCAUGCGAAGUCUCUGCAACAUCGCGUCCAUCAGUUCCUAUUUAGUUACAGGAACACACCCACCGGGACAACCGAUGAAACUCCGGCCCAGCUGUUCCUGUCCUGGAGGCCCAGAACAAGACUGAGUCUGCUGCACCCCGACAUAGAGCAACGAAUAAAAAAGAGACUCGAGCGAACCAAAGAAUACGCAGACCAGCACCGGGGGCCCUGGAGAGAGUUCUCUGAGGGUGACCAAGUUAUGAUAACAGGCUUACGGGCCGGAGAUUCCAAAUGGCUGACGGCCACAAUAAGCAAGCGUGUGAGCCCAGCUACGUAUCUGGUUUGGGUUGGGGGGGAAGAGCGGUACAUUCAUGCUGACAACCUGCGGCCAAGAUCAUUUCAGGCUGACCUGAGGACACCUAACGACUGGAGCAGUUUUCGGACAUCGAGACCGAUACGGCUACAACUGACAAUGAAUCACCUGACUACCAUGACCCGGCACAAGCAGAGAACAGAGCCGCGACACCACGGGCACCUGACCCAGGCCGCAGCAUGCCCAGUGCUGUGA
Ixodes scapularis (black-legged tick) is the source of this 804-nucleotide messenger RNA. RefSeq lists its product as uncharacterized. Gene Ontology annotation, molecular function: nucleic acid binding. The record is from RefSeq and is a predicted model, not a curated record. Gene Ontology annotation, biological process: DNA integration. The coding region runs from base 1 to 804 and encodes 267 amino acids. The transcript has a single exon. NCBI's taxonomy places the organism in Eukaryota, Metazoa, Arthropoda, Arachnida, Ixodida, Ixodidae.